Messenger RNA from Nipponia nippon (crested ibis), 967 nucleotides. Lineage: Eukaryota; Metazoa; Chordata; Aves; Pelecaniformes; Threskiornithidae. The record is from RefSeq and is a predicted model, not a curated record.
AUGGGGACCUUCUCGGUGCCUCCCGGCGCUGUGUCCCCAGCCUGGGUGUACCCAGGAGGAGGAUGGCCAUUCCCCCCUAGCCUUGUGGGCACCGCCAUCCCCCCUGACCUGUGCCCUCUGUCCCUUCCCCAGCUGGAGGAGGAACAGCAGGGCCUGCAGAAGAAGCUGAAGGGCACGGAGGAUGAGGUGGAGAAGUACUCCGAGUCCGUCAAGGAGGCCCAGGAGAAGCUGGAGCAGGCGGAGAAGAAAGCUACAGACGUACGUAGAGGCAUGAAGGUCAUCGAAAACAGGGCCAUGAAGGAUGAGGAGAAGAUGGAGCUCCAGGAAAUGCAGCUGAAGGAGGCGAAGCACAUAGCGGAGGAGGCUGACCGCAAAUACGAGGAGGUCGCCCGCAAGCUGGUCGUCCUUGAGGGAGAACUGGAGCGCUCGGAGGAGAGGGCAGAGGUGGCGGAGAGCCGAGUGAGACAGUUGGAAGAAGAGCUGCGGACCAUGGACCAGACCCUCAAAUCCCUCAUUGCCUCAGAGGAAGAGUAUUCCACCAAGGAGGACAAGUAUGAGGAGGAAAUCAAGCUUCUAGGGGAAAAACUAAAGGAGGCUGAGACCCGAGCGGAGUUUGCAGAGAGGUCUGUGGCAAAGCUGGAGAAAACCAUCGACGAUCUAGAAGAGAGUCUGGCCAGUGCCAAAGAGGAGAACGUGGGCAUCCACCAGGUUCUGGACCAGACCUUGUUGGAGCUGAACAACCUCUGAGCUGCCCUGGGGAGCCCCCGUCCCUCUUCCCUACCCCACACGUGCACCCCACUGGCAUGCUCAGGAUGUCAUCAGCUGAACUGCAUCUUGGCCAAAUCCACACAUUCAUUGAGAAGGGAAGCCCUGUAGCCUUACACCGUGGCUCGGGGGCCUUAUCUGUGCACAGCCUGACUGGCUCUGUCCUGUCUUCAUGUCCAAAUAUUAAAGCAGUUUGACAAGA